AUGACAGCAAGGUUGAUGUCUCGACAUAUAUCCGGAUUUGGAUUCUCGUUUAUACCUGCUUUUGCUGUUGAGAGUAUGAAUGAGGUUAAUUUUACACAGAACCAUCUGAAAAAGGCCCCUCGUAAUGAAAGCGCCUGGAACUACCUGUAUGGCCUGCUUGUGCCGCCCUCCGUUCCUUCUGACUCACCAGAUCAGCAGAUAACCAUUCAGCUUCCGCCGGCGCAUGUCCUGGCCCGCAUGCGCAUCUUUUUCGAUGAACUUGCUGCGAGCGAUCCAAGCGUACAGGAUAGUCCGGCACCGCUUAGCUUUCUACUUGAGGUGUUAGCCGACUGUUUAAUUCUGAAGCUGGCUACUCUUCGUGUGACCAAUGACUGCGAUGCCACUUCCUGUCCGAUGGAGUCAGAAAAGUGCAUUUGCAGUGUCCUACUCUCCCACGCAGUCUGUGCUGUUCUUGCAGGUAUGAAGGAGGUAUGA
Messenger RNA from Protopolystoma xenopodis, 474 nucleotides. The record is from the annotation of a GenBank genome assembly. NCBI's taxonomy places the organism in Eukaryota, Metazoa, Platyhelminthes, Monogenea, Polystomatidea, Polystomatidae.